AUGUGCGAUACUAGUGGCAUUGAUUUAGGAGUUGUGUUGGGGCAGAAGCGCAAAAAGACGUUAAAUAAGGUUUACUAUACUAGUAAGUCAGUAAGUGGAGCACAACAAAACUUUGCAGUUACUGAGCAGGAAAUACUUGCGAUGGUGUAUGCUUUUGAGAAAUUAAGAGCUUACUUUCUGUGCACUACAGUGAUAGUCCAUACGGAUAAUGUAUUCAGUGCGCUUCCUGCCAAAUAUGGGAUUAAACUGUACAAAGUUGCAACACCCUAUCACCCGCAAACAACUGGCAAAGUAGAGGUGUCCAAUAGAGAGAUCAAGGCAAUUUUUGCUAAGACAGUGAAUGUCAAUAGGACAGAUUGUGCAAGAAAGUUAGUUGAUACUCUAUGGGCAUAUGAUAAAGAUUUUAAUACGCCUAUUGGUAUGUCUUCAUAUCAAUUGGUAUUUGGAGAGGAAUGUCAUUUGCCGAUUGAGCUUGAGCUUGAGCAUAAAGCACUCUGGGCUUUGAAGAACCUUAGUUGGAGUGAAACAUCAAUCCUUAGACUUAAUCAGAUCAAUGAGAUGGUUGAGUUCCUGUUGAGAGCAUAUGAGAGGUUAAUAUUCUACAAACAGAGGAUGAAGUUAUACCAUGACAAACAUAUUGAGAAGAGAACCUUUACUGCUGGUGACUUUGUGUUACUUAACAAUUAUAGACUUCAUUUGUUUCUUGGGAAACUGAGAUCCAUAUGGUCUGGGACUUUUAAAGUAACUCAGGUGUUCCAUUUGAGUGCAAUUGAGAUUGAAAAUGAUAAGGGUGUGAGGUUCAAAUUCAAUGGUUAA
This is a messenger RNA of Solanum lycopersicum (tomato), 816 nucleotides long. The record is from RefSeq and is a predicted model, not a curated record. Lineage: Eukaryota; Viridiplantae; Streptophyta; Magnoliopsida; Solanales; Solanaceae.